Lathyrus sativus (Indian pea) is the source of this 393-nucleotide messenger RNA. The record is from the annotation of a GenBank genome assembly. Lineage: Eukaryota; Viridiplantae; Streptophyta; Magnoliopsida; Fabales; Fabaceae.
AUGUUCUGGUUUCAUGGAAAACGAGAUCGGAGGAGUGAAUAUGGUGAAUCUGUUUGUAGAUAUGGUGUAUGCUUGAAUGGUUUUGAGGUGACUGAGUGGUGUUUUUUUUAUGCGGUUUAUUCUUGGUUCCGUUUUUUUCGGAGAAAUAAAUCGGUGGUGGUAACAAUGUUAAAGGUUGGAGAGAGGGUUUUGUGGGUUCAACAGGGUUGGUGUCUCAAGAUUCGGUUAGAAUGGGUACCAGUUUUUUUGAAAGAAGAUUUUGGGUUUGUGAUUGCCGUUGGAUGUUCUGAAGAAGGAGAUACCGAGGACGACAAAACAAUGGUAAGAUUUGUACAAAUUACAGCAGGUUUUGUCGCACGUGGCUGCUUUCUUUCAUUUUUCCUUGCCAUUUGA